Messenger RNA from Periophthalmus magnuspinnatus, 2944 nucleotides. RefSeq names its product Scm like with four mbt domains 2 (gene sfmbt2). Gene Ontology annotation, molecular function: transcription corepressor activity; histone binding. NCBI's taxonomy places the organism in Eukaryota, Metazoa, Chordata, Actinopteri, Gobiiformes, Gobiidae. Gene Ontology annotation, biological process: regulation of DNA-templated transcription. Bases 212 to 2881 code for a protein of 889 amino acids. The transcript is spliced from 20 exons. The record is from RefSeq and is a predicted model, not a curated record. Gene Ontology annotation, cellular component: nucleus.
CACAGAUGCCAUAUUGGAACGGGGGCAGUAGCAACUGAAAGACGUCGCUUGCGUUGCACUGCUCGGACUCGCGAACGAGGAGAGGAAACGAACAGGAGCCCGAGAGAAGGAGAGGUGACAAAAACUUGGACAGUUGUCUUAUGGAAGUUAAGACAUGAACUAAUCCAGACUUGAAGAACCCAGAGUCAGACGACCUGCUCUUCACAUAAAAAUGCAGUCUCUCACCCAAGACCAAAACCCAGCCUUCACUGUGGUCAAGUCUCACAGUCCAACCAAUGGCAAAGAGGAAAUUGUAAUUGUAGAUGCAGAUUCCAUCGAGGAGGAGACAGAGUUUAACUGGGAGGAGUACAUAGAAGAGAAGGGUGGGAGUGCCGCCCCCCACACCAACUUCAAACAUGUGGAGAUUAGUCUACAGAGCAGCUUCCAGCCAGGAAUGAAGUUGGAAGUGGCCAAUAAGAGCACCCCAGACACAUACUGGGUAGCGACCAUCAUUACCACAUGUGGCCAGCUGCUGCUCCUGCGUUACAGUGGCUAUGGAGAGGACCGAAAGGCUGACUUUUGGUGUGAUGUCAUGACCGCAGAGCUACACCCAGUGGGCUGGUGUGCACAGAACAACAAGACCCUUAUACCCCCAGAAGCCAUUAAAGAGAAGUACAGUGACUGGACUGAGUUUCUCAUUCAGGAUCUAACAGGCUCUAGGACAGCCCCAGCCAACCUGCUGGAGGGGCCUCUCAGGGGGAAAAACACAGUGGACUUGAUUGUAGAGGGAUCAGUGUUAGAACUCCAGGACACUUAUGACCCGUUCCUCUACUGGCCUGCUCGAGUCAUCAAGAACAUUGGGGGGCGGCUUUGUUUACGUUACGCUGGUUUAACUGAGGACCACCUGACCCGAGACAUCUGGCUCUUUUACCUGAAUGUGCGGUUGCGACCCCUGGGAUGGGCCCAAGAAAACUGCCUCACGGUAGAGCCUCCAACAGAGCUCAAAUGUCUGCAGAAUCACUCAGAUUGGCAACAGGCUUUAGAAGAAGCGCGACUUGAAGGACAGAAGAACCCACUGCCCUUAGAAGUGUUUAAGGACCAUGUAGACCUGCCCAAGCACUCCUUUAAGGUGGGAAUGAAGCUGGAGAUGGUUCCUUGGUGGGAUCGGCUGCAGAUUUGCCCUGUUUCUGUCACAAAGGUGUACAAUGAGUACUACUUCCAGGUGACUGUGGACGAUCUUUCAGUGGAUGCCAAACCCUGGUCAGUGGUGUGUCAUGUGAACUCACCAGGCAUCCUGCCUGUCCAGUGGUGUCUGAAAAACGGGACAGGUCUAGAGCGGCCCCGGGGCUUUGAGGGGCAGGACUUUGACUGGGCCGAUUAUCUGAAAAAGAGUGGCACUGAAGCUGCUCCAGACGUGUGCUUCCCUGAUACGUGGCAGACGAGGGGCUUUGCCAAGGACAUGUGGCUCGAGGCAGUGAACCCUGCGCGGCCGUCAGAGGUGUGUGUGGCCCAGAUCACACAAGUGACAGGCCGCCUGCUGUGGCUCCGACUGGAAGGUGUAACAAAGCCUUUGUCAGAGUGCAUUGUGGACAGUGAGUCUAUGGACAUCUUCCCUGUUGGCUGGUGUGAAGCCAACGCUUACCCUCUCACACCUCCACUCAAACCUGUCUCUUCCAAACAGAAGAAGAUAGCAGUGGUCCAGCCAGAAAAACAGUUAGUUCAGUCUGUGCCAGAAGAGGUUCCUCCUGUCAGCCACUGCCAGCCUGUUGCUAUGGAUCCAGGUGCAGCGAAUGGAAGAUACUGCUGCUCGAAGAUAUUUGUAAACCAUCGCUGUUUCUCAGGACCGUACCUCAACAAAGGCAGAAUCGCCGAACUGCCGCAGGCGGUGGGACCCGGCAAAUGUGCACUUGUCCUUAAAGAGCUGCUUACGAUGCUGAUCAACGCUGCCUACAAGCCUGGGCGAGUCCUGAAGGAGCUGCAGGAAAUGGAGAGUCACAGCUGGGACUGUCAGGAAGAGACCCUCAAAGCCAAAUAUAAAGGAAAAACAUAUCGCUCCACUAUCCGGAUCGUCCGAAUUGCAGACCAAAUUCCAGAGUUUUGUCGAAAAGUGUGUCUGAAGCUCCAGUGUUGUCCGAACCUCUUCAGCCCACUGCUUGUUACUGAUAAGUGCCCAGAGAACUGCUCCCUACAGACUAAAACCAAAUUCACUUACUACUAUGGAAAGAAAAGGAAACUGUCCAAGCCUGUGGGAGGAGAAGACACUGAGGGUGAACAGGCCAAACCAGCACGAAAGAGGAAGAAGAGGAAAGCCAUCUUUGUGCAGAAGAAACGCCGCUCCUCCACUGUUGACUACACUUAUGCAGGCUCGCCACUGGACAGUGAUGAUGGAGAAGAAGAUGAAGACUUCACUUUACAUUCGGGCAGUGAAGGCACCAGCUCUGAGCCCCGCGAUGACUUGUCUGUUGCCGAGGUGAGCAGCAGUCGUCCACGUCGGGCUGUAACUCUCCGUAAAGCCGCAAACUCAGGACACAGCAGCCAGGAGUCCACAGAGAGAGAGCUGAGGAGGUCCACUCGCUCCCUGUCUGCAUACAACCAGAAAGACAACAAGUACCAGCCCCCCAAAGAACAGGACGUUCAGAUGGAGGAAGGUGAAAGUCAGCUGGUUCUUGACAGAAACCCUUUGGAGUGGACCGUGGAUGAAGUGGUUCAGUUCAUUAACUCCACAGACUGCGCAUCUUUGGCCAAUAUCUUUCAGGAGCAGGAUAUUGAUGGUCAGGCCCUUCUGUUACUGACCCUGCCCACUGUUCAGGAGUGCAUGGAUCUGAAGCUUGGUCCUGCCAUCAAAUUGUGUCACCACAUAGAGCGUGUUAAAGUUGCCUUUUACAAACAGUAUGCUAACUAACAACAGAGCCUUGCACAAAAUGUUAAUACUGAUUGAAUGAAUUACUUAAUAUUUCCUGUUUGG